AUGCGGAAGUGUAAGGUUUUUGUGGGCAAUUCACAUCCCGAACUCGGGAAUUUGGUAUGCCAUAGAUUGGGCAUUGAACCUGCACCAUGUACGCUAAAAAAAUUCGCCAAUGGCGAAACUUCCGUGCAAAUCGGAGUUUCUGUGCGUGACGAAGACGUGUAUGUGAUCCAGUCUGGGUCUCCAGCUAUCAAUGACCAUAUCAUGGAACUUUUGAUUUUGGUAUCUGCUUGCAGAGGCGGAUCUGCCAAGAAAAUCACAGCUGUGGUACCACAAUUCCCUUACUCCAAACAGUGUAAGAUGAAAAAGCAUAGAGGCGCUAUUACGGCUAGAAUGCUUGCAAACUUGCUCAUUAUGGCUGGAGCAGACCACGUUGUGUCUAUGGAUCUCCACGCCUCUCAAAUGCAAGGUUUUUUCAGUAAGCCGGUUGACAACCUAUAUGGAGGACCUAGUUUGGCCAAAUGGAUCAGGGAAAACGUCGAGGAGUUUGCUGAUGCGGUCGUAGUGUCCAAAAACCCAGGCGGUACCAAGAGAGUGACUGCGUUGGCAGAUUCACUAAAGAUAAAUUUUGCUAUGAUACACACCGAUCGUCGUCGCUCUAAAGACUUGUAUUCGCAAAACAGAAACAAAACUCAACUUUUGCAAAGAAAGCAGUCCAUGCUGAGGAAAAAUAAGCCCAUCGUCAGGCCAGGAGAGGCUCCAGGUGAGGAGGAAAAUAUUAUUCUCACUAACGGCAUUCAAACCGCAAGAGUUGUCAAGGGACACGUUGUCGAUGACGACGAUUACGCAGAUGAUGCUUGUAUUUCAGAGUCGGAAAAUGACUCGGAUGCACUAUCGUCAGUCAGUGAUUCCUAUGCGCUUGGUUCGUAUGAUGCCGUUGACUCCGAAGACGAAGAGGGCCCUGACUUUGUGGAUCAAGAAAAGUUGAUCACUUUGGUCGGUAACGUCAACGGACGUUCUGCCAUCAUAUUAGAUGACAUGAUAGACAGACCUGGAUCCUUCAUUAGCGCAGCAGAGCAUAUGAUGAAGAACUGUGGUGCCAAGAGAGUUUAUGUGAUCGCAACUCACGGUGUAUUCACCGGUGAUUGUCUGGAACAGCUGGAAAACUCAACAUCGAUCCACCAGAUAGUCGUUACCAACACAUACCCAAUUUCUCAGCAGAAACUGGCAAGUUCAAAAAAAUUGGUGGUCAUUGAUGUAUCUUCGAUUUUUGCGGAAUGCAUUCGCCGUGACCACUACGGAGAGAGUAUCUCCGUUCUGUUCGACUCUUUGGCUUCAUUGUGA
Molecule: messenger RNA, 1281 nt
Organism: Lachancea sp. 'fantastica'
Lineage: Eukaryota; Fungi; Ascomycota; Saccharomycetes; Saccharomycetales; Saccharomycetaceae
Source: the annotation of a GenBank genome assembly